Molecule: messenger RNA, 807 nt
Organism: Babesia bigemina
Lineage: Eukaryota; Apicomplexa; Aconoidasida; Piroplasmida; Babesiidae
Exons: 6
Coding region: 1-807 (268 amino acids)
Source: RefSeq, a predicted model, not a curated record
AUGGUGGCUUCCCGCGCGUUUGCCUCUGUGGCGGACGCCGCGGCGCGGCCGGUGUGGAAGCUGAAGCAAACGUACUACCACCGCCUCUGGCGCGCGCUGAGCAACCACAAAUGGAGCGAGUUUGAGCGCCUAAUGCGCGAAAUGAGGCUCAAGCGCCUCAGCCUCGACGAGGUGACCUACACACUCAAGGCUCACCACUGCAUCCUCAACCCGCACAAGCCCAGCCUCAGCUGCUACUUGGUUCUGGAGGAGAUGAAGCAGGCCCUGAUUCACCCGGCGGUGAUUCGCAUGAACGAGCACCUGAUCAACUCCUACUUCGAGCUUGAGGAGAUCAAGUGCCAGCCGCCGUCGCAGCUGUGGCAGAACUUUGCCAAGGCGACGUGGCAGACGUCAUUCAGGCUCAACCGGCACCGGAUGAAGAAACUGCGCGAGGACCUGGAACGCAUGGAUCCGGAAGCGCUGCUGAAGCUGGAUGGACAGGCGGUGGCCACCUUGGCGCAGGACGAGUUCCUGCAGGCCGUGUUUUCGCCCACCCUCGCCAUCGACGAGAUACACGACGAGCCCAUCGCAGCACACGCAGCCACUCAAGGAGCUAUAGGGGCGCCUCCAGCGGGCGAGAUGGAUGACGACGAUUCGGUGCUCGAUGGCACGGCCGACUCCAUGCUCGGAGAGGGAGCUGCUGAGCAGUACUUUGCAGACGCGCUGCAACACGGCAACCACGAAGGCGACGUCGACAAUGACUGCGAUAUUGAAAGUGAAAUUUCACAACAGAGUGACAGCGGGUCCUCUCCGCGGCAGCUACAUUAG